AAGAGAUACCGAAGACGAGAGAUGUAGCGGUAGCGGUCCAAACGUGGCGGCGCAGUUCUAGCCCGAGCGCCAUGUGGAAAGCAACUGGGGUCAUCUUCGGUUACAUCGCGUUGUUGUCCGUAGUUAUUCCCUUUGCCUGUUGUGACCUUAGUCACGUUCCGGGGGAUGCUGCAGAGCUCGAUUACAGUUCCAUGCCGAAACUGCAUCAGUACGACGACUAUGGCAGAUGUUUGAAGCAAGGAAGUACUUAUUGCAUGGUCCGGAGCCUAGUGAAGCCUCGUUUCUCCAGCGGAUUAUGGCAGCAAAUUCAGAAUUUUAGUGAGGACGUACGCCACUAUCGGCACAACCUGUUGGAUCGUGGAAUUUGCAUCGACGAGUGUUUGCGAUUGAUCGGUGGGCUAAGCAAAAGCCAGCGCGAUGAACUGCGCGUGGAAUCGUUUCAAGUGGAUUUCAACUACCGAUUCAAAAGGAAAUAUUUCCCCCACCGACCGGAACAUGAGCGGCUAUAUGGAGAUGCCAUCACUUUGUGCAUCAACCAAAAACUGAAAUCAUCGUACGACUUGAAAGCGUACUCCGACAUCGAGUACUGCCAGGAAAGCGGUUCCGGCUACGGUACUCUAAAUAUUUACGAUGGACUUUGCAUCGCGCUCAUCUGUUUUGUGUUCGGGAUGGCAAUCCUGAGUACCUUCUUCGAUUACUACCUUCGAAGUCAAUCAGAUCUGCCGGACCACUUUGGCGUGCUUCCACAAAUGAUGGAAAAUCGAUUCGCCACCAUAUGCAGCAUCCCUCGCAACUUCAAAACGCUGUCGUGCCCUCCGAGGUCGCCACUCAGCCAGGACUUCAUGUUCCUGGAAGGACUUCGCUUCAUUACGAUGGUAACCAUCGUCCAUUUGCAUACGACGGUCAUGCUGAUGAACGUACCGAGCGAACAUCCCGAGCUAUUUGAGGAGACCCUUCACAAUCCAGUGAUGGCAUCGCUCUCACUUUUCACUCCCAAUCUGGUUCAAUCCUUCUUCACCAUCGGAGGCAUCCUGUUGGCAGUAAAUUUACUGGAUUCAAUGAGCAAGCAAUCCAGCUUUCGAUGGUCGCUUCUAUGGGAAAAAGUGACAAAUCGAUUAAAACGAAUUCUUCCCCUGUACCUGUUCAUUAUUAUGGUUACUGCUACCAUCUUCCGGCACCUACGCAUAGGACCGCUGUACGAUAGGAUAAUAGCCGUGGAGUCCAAAAACUGCCAAGAAAAUUGGUGGGUAAAUCUCCUGUUCCUGAACAACUACCUGAAAUCAAAUGAAACGUGCGUGCAGCCAAGUUGGUAUCUCAGCGCGGAUUUCCAGUUUUACCUCAUUGGAAUGAUUGCACUGAUGACCAUUCAGAGAUAUCCGCGUUCUGCCAAGUACUGGAUUGUUUCCAUGGUGUCGCUCAGCUUGCUCGGUCCAGGUUUGGCGAUGUGGAUCGAGGCACUACCACCACUAAUGGCCACCGGGACGAGGCCUGUCCUACUAUUGUUCACCGAUGACGAAUGGUUUGCUCGACUGUACAAGCCGUUUCACACCAGCAGUGCUGGGUAUUUCUACGGGGUGCUAGCUGGAAUGAUGUAUCACCGGGUGAAAUCGGCUGGGGAUGAGUUCGUCAACUGGAAGGUUUUCAAGGCUGUCAAAAUCCUAUCACUCAUGGUAGUCGUGAUUUGCUACGCUCCAGCAUACCUGAUUUACGACACCAAUUGGGCAUCGUAUUCCUGGAUGCCAUUCUAUGGGUCCAUCGCCAAGAAUUGUUGGGGAUUUCUGUGUGCUGUGACUUUCAUUGAGUUGGCCUUCAGCAAGCAAAAUCGCCUUAGAUCCCUGCUGGAGCACCGAUCUCUACUGCCCUUGGGCAAGCUGACGUACAGCGUUUAUCACAGUCACUAUCUGAUACUGAUGGCAAUUUCGAGCUCGAUACGUGCACCGCUAGCUAAUGACGUGUUUACACCGAUUGUAUUCACGGGGCUUGCUCUGAUAUUAUCAUAUGGAUUCGGACUGGUGGUCUUUCUGUUCGUGGAGCAACCGGCGGCAAAUUUGCUCACCGGUAAGAAUGACUAUAUUGACUUCAUCGGUGAACAGGUGAUGCAAGGUGCGCGGAGAAAAAUGAAGAAGAAAAUGGACUCCAUCAUGAAGAAAUUGGCGGACGAGAAAUCUGCCAGGAUUGAACUAAGCAAUCAAUUGGACAGGGCAAACGAGACAAUAAUGACUCUACAGGCGAGCUUGGCAACACCUCGUAGCGGAAGUGUGGACAGUGGUGAAUUCUCAGGAAAUGCGGGCCCUUCCAGUACUCAGCACCAGGUCAAUGAGACUGCAGUUGAAAUGUCACGGUUCAUGUCUUCGAUGAACCAAAUGUCCAUUACCUCUAUCAACGUGCCGGAGUGCAAGUCAGUCGUAGCAGGUGAGCCGGUUGGACGUCGUGAUUAUGAGUCGUGGAUCGAUCUUUUGACAGCUUCACUGAAACUGGCGGGUGUAGAGGACGAGCGUACAAGGUUCAUCGUCUUCAAGGUUAAGGCAGGACCGGUGCUCUUGGAAAUUUUCAAGAAUACGAAGUCGACUCCAGAGGCUCCAGAUGAAGAAACUUGUCCGUUGUCAAACGCCAUGUUCCGAUUAAAGACUUAUUUUGGAUCUGCUUCGGACAUUAUGCUCCAACGCCAAUUCGGAAUGUUUCGGUGCGUCAGGUUACCAUUUGGGCUAUGUAACGCACCGGACAUUUUCCAAGAGGUGCUACAGAGGAAAAUCCUUGUAGGCUGUAAAGGCGUGAAGAAUUAUUUGGACGAUAUUCUCAUUUUCGCAAGAACCCAAGAAGAGCAUGACGAAAACCUAGAUGCAGUGUUGACCUGCCUACGGGAACACAACGUGAAAAUUAAUGCUUCCAAGUGCACCUUCAAGAGUCAAUCCGUAAAGUUCUUAGGAUUCCGGCUCACUUCGGAUGGGUGGCAAAUCGAGGAAGAGAAAAUAAGUGCCAUAAGAGACUUCAGGAGACCGGACACGAUAGCGGAGGUAAAGAUCUUUUUGGGCCUGGUGACAUUCGUUGAUAAGUUUGUGCCACAUCGAGCCAAUAAAACUGAAAAAUUACGGGCGUUAGCACAAGCAGAUACCUUCUACUGGUCAGCUGAAGAAGAACACGAGUUUCGGGCGUUCAAGGACGAUGCUCUGAAGAUGAUUAAAACACUCGGAUACUUCAAUACUUCGGACAGAACAGAACUAUUUGUCGAUGCAUCGGCUAUCGGCCUCGGAGCUGUCUUAGUGCAGUUCAACGACCACAAAAUACCAAGAAUCAUCGCAUGUGCCUCAAAAGCUCUAACGGCAGUUGAACAGAGAUAUCCCCAAACACACCGAGAGGCAUUGGCUGUGGUAUGGGGAGUGGAACGUUUUGCAUACUAUUUGUCCAGCAGAUCAUUCAUAAUCCGAACUGAUGCCGAAGCCAAUCAAUUUAUUUUUGGUGGGAAACAUCGGAUCGGCAAACGUGCGGUUUCACGAGCAGAAGCGUGGGCGCUACGACUGCAGCCUUUUGAUUUUACAAUUGAGCGUGUUCCAGGCGAACAUAACGUUGCAGAUGUUUUAUCAAGGUUGAUAAAGAUGUCUCAAGAUGCCGAGCCCUUUGAAGACAGCUCAGAAGACCACGUGUUGUUUACUUUGGAUACAGGAAAUAUGGACAUCUCUCUUGGAGAAAUCGAAGUGACAGCUGAAUUGGACGAAGAGUUGAGUCAUCUUCGCAAGGCAUUAAAUCUGUGGACAGAUUCUCGUUCAAAGGAGUUAGACAGGGAGAAUGUAAGAGAGGUGGAUGCAGAAGCAAAAUUGUACAGCAAACAUUAUGCAGACGAGGUACGAGGUGCGAAAGAAUGUAAUAUCAAGGUUGGUGACAUUGUGUUAAUGAGCCAGCAAAGAAAAUGCAAAAGCGAUCCAAUGUUUUCUUCGGAACGCUUCACUGUAGUGGCUAGAACCGGAGCAAAGGUUGUAAUUAUGAGUAACAAUGGGGUACAGUACGCUAGAAAUGUGCAGGAUGUGAAACUGGCCCCACCUGCAAAGGAGGUAAACGUUAAAAGUAACAUCAUAGAUCAAGACGACAUUCAUCAACACACAGAUUGCAGCGGAAUGGUAACAAUUUCAGAAGAAGACUCGGCGAAUUUCCAGAAACGCAUUAUUCGACUAAUAAUAUCCGCAUUCAUGGAUGGCAAAGUGGUUCUUCUGGCACUGGUGAUAGUGCAGUGCCUGCCAACAACGAUCCGGGCCUUCGGGAUAGUGGAUUAUAACAUGACCGAAUAUUGGCAAAUGCCGGCGCUGUUCCAGUACGAAAACUUCGAAAGUUGUCUAAGGUCGAAACCGGACGGAGUGUUCUGCAUAGUGAAGAGCGUUGUGAAGUCUGACGAUCGAUCGGAGAUUUGGAGGGCUGUUAAAAAAUAUUCAAAAUAUCCCUACCAGUAUCACCACGAGGUGCUAACGCGGGGAAUAUGCCUGAAGCAGUGUGAAGAACUGGUGAACGAAUUCGGUGAACAGCAGCGGGCGCGAUUGCUGCAGUCGAAGUUCAGCGUUGAUUUCCGGUACAUUAUCAACGACUGGUUGCUUCCGAACAUCAGCCACUACCGACAGCAGUACGGUUCUCUAGUCAACAUCUGCCUGAACUAUCGGUUCCAAUCUACGCACAAUAUAACCGUUUUUUCAGAAAUCGAGCAUUGCAUAACUAAUGCAACUACCGAUCGGCCAUCAGAUUUUUGGGACAUCCUCUUCUAUGCGACCAUCGCCUUGCUGCUUACACUCGUCUUAGGAUCUUCAAUCUACGAUUAUAAACUGACCAAAGAAGAUGAUCAGAAUUGCUAUCGAAAACCGUUCAGGAACAAGCUUUCCACCCUGUUGACAGCGUUCUCGCUGAGGAGAAAUAUCAACCGGCUCACGAUCAAACUAAAGACCAACCAAAUACUGCAAGACCUACGGUUUCUGGAUGCGAUCCGGGUGUGGAUAAUGACUCUGAUCACAAUCAGUCACGUUGUGAUAGGAUUGGCCAUGACGACAACCCAAAGCCCGGAAGUGAUGGAAAAGUUUCUCUCGGUCCCGGGUGUGCAGAUGUUUUUCGCUGUGGUGCCCUUCCAGGUGGACUUUUUCUUUGCCAUCAGUGGCCUUUUGCUGUCGCUGCAGUUUACCAAAUACACUCAAACCAGGCGCUUCAGUUGGAAACCCUUUUGGAUGGGAUUGGUCAAUCGGUAUCUUCGGUCACUGCCGGUGUAUGCCGUGCUAAUGCUCUUUACGGUUUCGGUGUACGAUCGGCUACCGGUCAGCCCCUCGGCCUACCGGAUACUACCAACGGUGCGACGAAUCUGCCGGGACAAGUGGUGGACUAACUUUCUGUUUAUCAACAAUUACUACCGGCCGGAAGAACAGUGCUUGAUUCAUACGUGGUAUCUGGCAGCGGAUUUCCAGCUGUUCGUCGUCGGGUUUGCCUUGCUCAUGGUACUGUGGAAGUUUCAGAACAUCGAGCGGCCGAUGGCCCUGGUGCUUUUGGCGGUGGGUACCGUGCUGCCGAUGCUGAAUAUCUAUUACCACUCGAUGGAUGCGAUGAUGCUGCUGACGAAUAAGGGAAAUGCAUUCCAACUGUGGUAUGACAAAUGGUUUACCCAGACCUACCAGGCUACGGAGUCCCACUGUAUCAGCUACUUCGGGGGAAUUCUGGUUGGCAUAAUCUACCAUAAGAUGCAAAAUGAUGACCUGUAUCUAGCGAAAUCUAAGCUCUACAAAACGCUCCAGUACACCGUCUUUCCGUUGGUUGUGCUCUUCAGCGUACCGGCGCCGUUGUUCCAUCACUACGAUUUUGAAAAACCCUCGGUGUGGAUGGCCAUCUAUGCCGGGCUGCAUCGGCUCGUGGUGGCAUCCUUCCUAAACGUUGGCUUUCUGGUGCUGAUGUUCGCCGACAGGGAUUCCUUUUUCGGUCGGCUGAAAGCGUCCAAAAUGCUGGAGAAUGCCUACUACCGGGUGCUGGGAAGGCUUAGCUUCGGAUUCUAUCUGAUUCACAUGAACGUGCUCAAGACGGUGUACGCCAGCUACAACGAGGGGCUGCGAGGAUCGCUGUUGGUGGUGAUAAACGUAUUCUGCUCGGUGACGAUGCUGACAUACGCGCUAGCGACCUGCGCUUACCUCUUUGUGGAGAAGCCCUGUGAUAUUAUGUUUAAACAGCUACUUGGAGGUGAUCAGCAAGCACGGCAAGAGACAGGAGCAACGGCAGCAGCACCUGCAUUGGAAAACAACCCCAACGAAGUGAUGAAAGGUGAACUCAAGCGACGAACCUCCGUAGCGUCAAACGUGUAAAUGAGGCAUCGAUGAGUGAUGACAGCUGGCAAGUAAAAGUACAUUAGCUUUAAUGAUAAGGAAACUUUAAUCAAACCAUUAAGUGCAAUACAUAGUCUGCUAUUGGAGUGAAUGACCGUAAUCCGGUUAAAACCCUUAACCAAAAAAAAAAAAGAAACAAGUCUGCUAUUGGAUAAACCUUUAUAGUGAAUACUUCAAGUUAUGAUUUGACAUUUAUUCGAGAACGUCUAGAUAGAUUGCUAGCAGUUUCAUCCAGGAAUUACCAAACAAUUCGUCCAGCACGAUGACGCAGCCCUAGUAUCGGUUCAAUCAUAUUCGUAACAGUAAACCUCUGUCGUUAGAAUCAAUUUCAGCAACGUUCUGGAAGAAGUUAACCAAGUAAGAUAAAAUAUGUGAUAAAGAAAGUACACACUCAGAAAUAACUAAUAUUACAAGUGACGGAAUCCAUCUGUGUCAUAAAAAAACAUGUCAUGUAAUAUCAAGUGCUCCGAGACUGAAAAGUUUCUUUGCUCGACGAAAAGUACGUUUGAUUAAGUUAUAUUUCACGUCUGUUAUGACUCAACUUUAUGUCAAAAUUGACGCUCGUAUGUGUCACUCUCAGAGCCCCUAAAUUUAUAUGAGUUUUGCUAAGUGUGUAGUUUCUAUACAAGCGUGUUUACAAACGUUAUUAAAAUCUUUAUAGGCAUUAUUAUUUGGUAGAUUUUCCCAAAGUAGAACACAACAAAAACUACUGUUGAUGUGCAUCGGAUUUGAGGUGCUUACUUAAUCGAAUAACCAUUUCGCACUAGUUCUGCUUUGAUGCCAGUUUUAUUUUAGAUUCAUUAAACAAUACAUGCGUACAUAAUUAUGCUUGUUUUACUCUUAGAGAAAUCCCUUAUAUAAAUAAUUGCCAAAUAAUUUGCUUUCCAACCGAUUAACAUGCUCUACUCCAAGAUCUAUAUAAUGUAAAGCGGGUGCAAAUUGAUCAAAAUUUUCAGUAAUAUGCAUUGGCGUUACUAAGGGAAAUCCCUAGAGAGGCUAUAUUUACUUUUCAAACUUCUCAAUAAAUCAAAAAGCGAUCAAUUUUAAUGUUUAAGGAAAAUAAGUAACUGUAGUAUCAAUUAUAGAGGCAGCUGCAAUAAUCUUAGGGGGGACUCGUAGUUAUGCCAAUGG
Molecule: messenger RNA, 7463 nt
Organism: Ochlerotatus camptorhynchus
Lineage: Eukaryota; Metazoa; Arthropoda; Insecta; Diptera; Culicidae
Exons: 26
Coding region: 72-6311 (2079 amino acids)
Molecular function (GO): acyltransferase activity, transferring groups other than amino-acyl groups
Source: RefSeq, a predicted model, not a curated record